Molecule: messenger RNA, 3859 nt
Organism: Fukomys damarensis (Damara mole-rat)
Lineage: Eukaryota; Metazoa; Chordata; Mammalia; Rodentia; Bathyergidae
Product: zinc finger protein 227-like
Exons: 6
Coding region: 161-2806 (881 amino acids)
Biological process (GO): regulation of immune system process; negative regulation of transcription by RNA polymerase II; regulation of cytokine production
Source: RefSeq, a predicted model, not a curated record
UACUUUUUUAUUUGUCAAUGAGAAAUCGCUAAACUCUGCUGACGUCCGGGAACCGCCUCGGGUCGGCAAAAUGGCGGGAAGCCAUGAAAAGGACUGUAGAAGCUGCGGUCCGGGAACUCCGGGAGUGAGGAGAUUGUAUUUUUCUUUCUUGUGAAGACGGAUGGUACCUGUUCCGCAACGGGAACUUAUGAGAACCAUCUGCCCGGGUCUCCGGCCGGAAGCUGGCCAAUGGGGGAAGCUCAGCGUCCGCUGUCCUGGGCCUUCUGGGAAAUGUAGUUCCGGUGCUCGGAAUAGUCUGAGCCGCUUCCACCCAGGAGAGGGAGACAGUGCCACCAUCUUUUCGGUCAGAAAGGGAAGUCCCUUGAAGAGAAACGAGAUCAGGGCUCCGGGCCCUUCGGUUGCAUCCUUCAGGAAAGAGAGGGACAAGAGACGGGAGCGACGUGCAGUCUCAUCUCACUGCAUGCUUUUCUUCGCCCCGGAGGCGGUAACAUUCAAGGAUGUGGCUGUGGUCUUCACCACUGAAGAGCUGGGGCUGCUGGACUGUACGCAGAGGAAGCUGUAUGAAGACGUAAUGGUGGAGAAUUUUAAGAACCUGGUCGCAGUGGGGCAUCUUCCUUUCCAACCAGACAUGGUUUCCCAGUUGGAAGCAGAAGAAAAGCUCUGGAUGAUGGAAACAGAAACCCAGAGAAGUAACAUGAAUCAAAAUGAGAUGGAGACUCUUCGAAAAUUUGCAUUGAAAUAUCUUUCAAAUGAAGAGCUAUCCUGCUGGCAAAUCUGGAAACACGUCGCCAGUGAAUUAACCAGGUGUCUUCACAGGACACCUUCCCAACUGCUACAAGGUGGUUGCGUUCAAGUUUCUGAAAAUGACAACAGCGCUAAGUAUCAUAAAAGAGAUCGCUCCAGGUACACCGAAAAUCAAGAGUUUUCAGUGUCAAGAACCCAGUGUCCCUCCCAAAGUGAGUACCUGAUCGAGUCACAGAACCAGAACAGAGAUAAGCAAACCAACGUGAAGAACAGCCUGCGCGUGUGUGAGGAUACGAUGCAGAAAGCACUGGGUGAGCAAAUGAACUGCGCCCCAGAGCGGAAAGCCUGCCGACGUAGUGAGCGUGGCGCGAGCGUGGGUGAUGGCCGCAGUCAGCUGGAGCCCUCAGGAGAGCCACUUCUUCCAUGUGAGUGGGGAAGGGGCUUCCGUCACGGCUCAGUGCUUCCGCAGGGGGCUCAGGCGCUGGAGCGACGCUCCCGUCAAAGCCCACACCUGCAGUCUCACCUGAGCGUUCACCCAGGGGAGAAACUGGACGAAGGCCACGAGCCCGGUGCCUGCUCCGGCAAGAGCCGUUUUCUUUCUCAUCCGUCGAAUCACACAGGCGAGAAGUCCUACAGGUGCGACAGUUGUGGCAAGGGAUUCAGUAGCAGCACAGGUCUCAUCAUCCAUUACAGAACUCACACUGGAGAGAAACCCUAUAGAUGUGAGGAGUGUGGUAAAUGCUUUAGUCAAAGUUCAAAUUUUCAGUGCCAUCAGAGGGUCCACACGGAGGAAAAACCGUAUAAAUGUGAAGAGUGCGGUAAGGGCUUCGGGUGGAGUGUUAAUCUCCGCGUCCACCAGAGGGUCCACAGAGGUGAGAAACCCUAUAAAUGUGAGGAGUGCGGUAAGGGCUUCACUCAGGCUGCACAUUUUCACAUACACCAGAGAGUCCACACCGGGGAGAAGCCGUACAGAUGUGACGUGUGCGGUAAGGGCUUCAGCCACAAUUCCCCGUUGAUAUGCCAUCGGAGAGUCCACACCGGCGAGAAGCCCUACACAUGUGAGGCGUGCGGGAAGGGCUUCACCCGGAAUACGGAUCUUCACAUCCAUUUCAGAGUCCACACAGGAGAAAAACCCUACAAGUGUAAGGAGUGUGGGAAGGGCUUCAGCCAGGCCUCCAAUCUCCAGGUCCAUCAGAAUGUCCACACGGGGGAGAAGCGAUUCAAAUGUGAAACCUGUGGGAAGGGCUUCAGUCAGUCCUCAAAGCUUCAAACCCACCAGAGGGUCCACACUGGGGAGAAGCCCUACAGAUGUGACGUGUGCGGGAAGGACUUCAGCUACAGUUCAAAUCUUAAACUGCACCAAGUGAUUCACACUGGAGAGAAACCAUAUAAAUGCGAGGAGUGUGGGAAGGGCUUCAGCUGGAGGUCAAAUCUUCACGCUCACCAGCGGGUCCACACGGGAGAGAAACCCUACAAAUGCGAAGAGUGCGAGAAGAGCUUCAGUCAGGCUAUUGAUUUUCGAGUCCAUCAGCGAGUCCACACCGGAGAGAAGCCGUACAAAUGUGGUGUGUGCGGCAAAGGCUUCAGCCAGUCCUCUGGCCUGCAGUCCCAUCAGAGAGUCCACACCGGAGAGAAGCCCUACAGAUGUGAAGUGUGUGGUAAGGGCUUUCGGUACAGCUCACAGUUUAUUUACCAUCAGAGAGGCCACACCGGAGAGAAACCCUACAGAUGUGAGCAGUGCGGGAAGGGCUUUGGGAGAAGCUUGAACCUUCGCCACCAUCAGAGGGUCCACACGGGAGAGAAGCCUCACAAGUGUGAGCAGUGCGGGAAGGCCUUCAGUCUCCCCUCAAAUCUUCGGGUUCAUUUGAACGUUCACACUAGGGAGAAACUCUUUAAAUGUGAGGAGUGUGGGAAGGGCUUCAGUCAAAGUGCACGUCUUCAAACUCACCAGAGAGUCCACACCGGGGAAAAACCAUACAAAUGUGAUGAGUGUGGUAAAGACUUCAGUCACCGUUCCCGUCUUGCAUACCAUCAGAAAGUCCACACUGGCAGAAAGCUCUAGAAAUGAGAGGUUUAUUGAUGAAUCUUAUUGGAAUACACACCUUCAUGGUUUGAGAAAGUCCAUGCUGGUGAUAAACUUUAUAAAAAUAACAAGAGUAGUAUUUCUUCAGACUCAGAAUCUUAACAUAUCCUUUAAAAUGAUGACAUAGAAACAGUAACAGGACUACUAUAUUUAAGGAAGUAGAGAUUGCUGUCCUCUUAGCAAUAUACAUGUAAUACAGAUGACCUUUCAGUGUGACGCUGGUAAUGUACAAAAGGGUAUUUGUCACGUGCUAAGUAGUUAUUUCAAUUUUUCGGUCAGGGAGGGUUGUGCGUUAUUUGUCUUUUUUACACCGGACACUGACCAUUUAUAUCAAAACUAUAAAGCUAUGAAAAACGAAUAAAAUUACUAAGUGUUCUGUAGCUAAGGACUCAUAAUGUGAUACUAUUUCAUGUGGUAUAGUGGGUUAACAUGAAAGAGCAGAUCCCCAGCGAUGAAUCUUGGAUCUUCAAAAGUAAAUUUGUACCACAGAUGUGUAUGAAAAGUUGUCUAUGGCUUUAUUGGUUUAGUAGGAAUGAGAAAUAAUCAGUUGGAUUGCCACAGUAUUUUAUGCUUUAUCAGCCAACGGAACACUGUACAAACAUCUAAGAAGAGGAGGUAAAUUUGUAGUUACAGAGGCUGGACAGUGUCUGGAAUAUAUUAACCUGUUCCCGUCUACCUCACAAGCACAAGGACCUGAGUUCGAUCCCCACUACCAAAAAAAAAAAUUCUAUGGAAUAUAUUAACCUGGAAAAGCAAAAAGCAUUAGAUUUUUUGUGAUCCUAUUUAAAAGAAAGGUGUAGAUAUGUAUUUACUUACAUUUAUCUCUAAAUGAUGCAAGUUCGAUUCAUAUAUAUUUUUAUAUUUCUAGACACUGUAUUUUAAAAUUGAGACAUUACAAAUUUGUAAGAAAUAUUGUAAAAUCUCUGUACCCUUGAUCCAGAUAUCACACAAUUCUCAUUCUGUCCAUAUUAUGUUUUGUUUUUUUUGGUUCAGGAAUUGAACUCGGGUCCUUGUGCUUGCAAGGCAGGCAGC